Habropoda laboriosa is the source of this 1203-nucleotide messenger RNA. RefSeq names its product PI-PLC X domain-containing protein 3. Gene Ontology annotation, biological process: lipid metabolic process. The record is from RefSeq and is a predicted model, not a curated record. The coding region runs from base 13 to 1203 and encodes 396 amino acids. The transcript has 3 exons. Gene Ontology annotation, molecular function: phosphoric diester hydrolase activity. NCBI's taxonomy places the organism in Eukaryota, Metazoa, Arthropoda, Insecta, Hymenoptera, Apidae.
AACAACGUGAAAAUGGUGACAAGACUCUUGCCGAGCUCUCCAAGCUGUGUGAUACAAAAAUGUAUUGGGUGCAGAGUCUAUUCUAUACUUUGUUUGUGGUGCUAUGAAUCUGCACCGUGCAGUUCUGUGUCGGGAAAAGGUGUGCGAGGUGAUUAUUACGACCUCACUGGUGCGAACGUUAAUUUAAAGAAGCAAUAUAAAGAAUGGAGAUCAUCGACUGACGCGAGUCACUCGAUAUCAAAACAAAAGGAAACCAUUUUUAACAAGGAACUAGAAUACUGGAUGACUCAACUUCCGGAAUCUUUAAAAAACGUACCCAUAAUACAUUUGGCAAUACCCGGUUCUCAUGAUACGAUGACUUAUACGAUAAAGCGACACAGUGACGUGGGACCUGACGAGCCGAGGUAUAUCAGAGUUCUCGGUCGUUACUGCUCUUUUGUCUCAAAACCCAUUAUUUUCAAUUGGUCUAUUACACAAGAUGAAAACAUCGUGGAUCAACUUGAUAAUGGAAUUCGAUACCUUGACUUACGCGUUGCCACGAAGCCCACAGAUGGAUAUAUUUAUUUUGUGCAUGGCUUGUAUGGAUCAAAAAUAUACCAACCACUGCAAGAAAUAGCAGAGUGGCUGUCUUCUCAUACUACCGAGAUCGUAAUCGUAGACUUUCAACAUUUCCAUUCGUUCUCAGAAACGAAUCAUGGUCAUCUUGUGGAAACAAUUUUUCGAACAUUUCAGGCCAAAUUGUGCCCAGUAGCGUCCUCGUUCGAUCACAUAACGUUGAAUUGGCUUAAUUCGGGAAAAUAUCAAGUUAUUCUUAUUUACAGAAAUGCAUACGCGCAGAAUUAUUCAAAUUUGUGGCCAAGCGAUUUGUGGCGUACUACAUGGCCUAAUACUGUUCGCGUUAACGAACUUCUAGAUUUCUUAGAUGUGGAACUUAAGAUGCGACCUUUGGAUAUAGGUUUUGUAUCACAAUGUCUUUUAACUCCCGACAUUCCUUAUGUAUUAAAACAUCUGUGCGGAACAUUGCAAGGACAUCUAGUACCACAAUGCCAGAAAGCAAUUCUUUCUUGGAUAAAUAAAAAACGACCUGGCCGCGGUGGCUUAAAUAUUGUUAUAGCUGAUUUUAUAUCUGACGAUAAUUUUAUGUUUUGUAAAACAGUCAUUGAAAGUAAUAAAAAAUUCUUCAAUUUACAGUAUUCUACAUGA